Rhodotorula graminis WP1 is the source of this 395-nucleotide messenger RNA. RefSeq lists its product as uncharacterized. The transcript has 4 exons. Bases 25 to 342 code for a protein of 105 amino acids. The record is from RefSeq and is a predicted model, not a curated record. Lineage: Eukaryota; Fungi; Basidiomycota; Microbotryomycetes; Sporidiobolales; Sporidiobolaceae.
CCUCGAGACUCGACAGCAACCACCAUGAGCAACACUACUGGCACCUCGUCGCAAAGCGUCGGCGCCGACGCAGGGCAGCGUGGCAAGGGCGUCUUUGAGGCCAUCCACGGCGCGGGCGAGGCCCUCAGGGGCAACAUCAAUGCGGCAGUCGACGGCCUCGGCGACGGUAUCGCCAACCGCCCACAAGGCUCGGUCGAGUCGCGCCAGUCCCAGUCUGCUGCGUCGGGCGAGCAGCAGAGCGUCGCGCAAAAGGGCCUCGACGAGCUCAAGAGCGGCAUCAGCGCCGCCAGGGGCGAGCCGGCGGGCGAGGGCGCGACGACGACGGCGGGGCGCACGGUCUGAGCUGAGUGAGUGGAGGCACGUCGAGUUGGGGAAUGCAGUGCCUUGGUCCCGUG